UGUUCCUGCACUUAUUGGCGUUGUGCUAUGCAGGGCUUGUGUCUCUGCCUGGAUUUCCAGUUUGACACUGUCGUGAGGGAUCGGCCCGUCAUCCUCAGCAAACUACUUUUGCUUCAUUUCCUGAAGAAAGACGUACCUGCUCUCAGCUGGGAGUUUUUCGUCAACCGCUUUGAAACAUUAUCACUGGAGGCUCAGUUGCACCUGGACUGUAAUAAGGAGUUCCCUUUUCCUACAACCAUCACUGCCGUGCGAACCAAUGUGGCGAACCUCAGCGAUGCAGCAAUGUGGAAAAUACGACGGGCGCGCUUUGCCAGGAACCAGCAGAAGAGCGUACGCUCACUGCGUGACAGCGUGAAGGGCGGCCCGCCAGAGUCCAAGCGGGCAUUCUCACUCCCCGAAUCACUGAGCAACCGACAAUCUCUCAGGCUUACCAGGCAAGAGCACUCUGCCCCAACACUUGGUGAUAUGAUCGAGAAAGUCCUGCCAGGUAAGUAAAACCUCCAAAUGUGAAACUACUUUACUCCUCCACUUAAUAUGUACAAUACAUUAAAUAAAA
Hippocampus comes (tiger tail seahorse) is the source of this 556-nucleotide messenger RNA. Its product is annotated as protein unc-79 homolog. The record is from RefSeq and is a predicted model, not a curated record. Gene Ontology annotation, molecular function: protein binding. The coding region runs from base 28 to 495 and encodes 155 amino acids. NCBI's taxonomy places the organism in Eukaryota, Metazoa, Chordata, Actinopteri, Syngnathiformes, Syngnathidae. The transcript is spliced from 3 exons.